Cydia pomonella (codling moth) is the source of this 950-nucleotide messenger RNA. RefSeq names its product gastrula zinc finger protein XlCGF7.1-like. The transcript has 6 exons. Gene Ontology annotation, molecular function: RNA polymerase II transcription regulatory region sequence-specific DNA binding; DNA-binding transcription factor activity, RNA polymerase II-specific. Gene Ontology annotation, cellular component: nucleus. Gene Ontology annotation, biological process: regulation of transcription by RNA polymerase II. The record is from RefSeq and is a predicted model, not a curated record. The coding region runs from base 160 to 903 and encodes 247 amino acids. NCBI's taxonomy places the organism in Eukaryota, Metazoa, Arthropoda, Insecta, Lepidoptera, Tortricidae.
GAACGCACUCCGAGGUACGUAUACAGGGUUCACAGGAGUCACCUGACGCACGUGCGGCGCGCGCACGCCGCUCUCAACGUGGCGUGCGACGUGUGCGGAGAGACAUUCGUAGGGGACAAAGGGCUCAAGCUACACAAGAAACGAACGCACUCCGAGAACAUGCCACUAAGGCUCAAAUGCAGUAUCUGCUCAGCUAACUUCUAUAGCGUAGAGGCGCUGAACAGACACACAGACACGGCCGCCGAGCACGGCGACCUGCGGCCGUGCGAGCAGUGCGGCGAGAACUGUGCGAGCGAGGACGCGCUACACAAGCAUGUGGGGAAGAUGCAUCCGUCUGAAUUACGUCGGUGUGAAGAGUGCGGGAUGACGUUUCCCUCUGCGGCCUCCUAUGAUACCCACCACCGACGCAAACACCUCCAGCGCUACAAGGACGGGCGGAAUGUUCCCCGCAAACGUCGUGUUCCUCGCGCCCCGCCCCCCCGCGGGCAGUUCGUGUGCGAGCAGUGCGGCCGUAUACUACCGAACGCGACGCUGCUGCGUUACCACCAGCGCACGCACCAGGACGUGAAGCCGUACGCCUGCACCGAGUGCCCGAAAACCUUCGCUUUGAAAUCCUCCUUAAACUUCCACAUGAGGUCACACACCGGUGAGAGGCCGUUCCAGUGCCCGCUGUGCCCGCUCGCCUUCACCGUGAAGGCCAACCUCAACAGACACCACAGAACAGCGCACCUGAAGCUGCACCCCCGCAUCCCGUGCUCGAUCUGCGGCCGCGUGUUCACCACCAACUCGUGCGUGCGCGUGCACAUCAACACCGUGCACCACGGCCAGCCCGGGCCCAAGCGGGACCGGCGCAAGCGCAAGAAACCGGACUCGCCCUGUACCAUAUCUAGUCUGACACAAUAAUAUUAAUAAAAUAAAUGUUGACAGAAAAUAAUUGGUUUAUUUCCUAC